Messenger RNA from Alternaria conjuncta, 234 nucleotides. RefSeq lists its product as uncharacterized. Lineage: Eukaryota; Fungi; Ascomycota; Dothideomycetes; Pleosporales; Pleosporaceae. The transcript has 2 exons. The record is from RefSeq and is a predicted model, not a curated record. Bases 1 to 234 code for a protein of 77 amino acids.
AUGGAUAUACUCGUUCAAAGAAAGGCAUUCGUAGUCACAAAGCUUCGCACAAUCAUGGCUGUUCUCGAGCACGAGCCGGAAGGCCUGAUACCGAACGUCCUCUUCACGAGAUUGACGAGACGUUGGUCGGCUACGAGGACCGCCAAUAUAAAGGAGCCUAAAUGGAGAGAUUUCAGCAGCUCAAAGGGUCUACUCAUACAGAUCGACGAGGACGGAGUCGAGACAGACCGAUGA